Serinus canaria (Common canary) is the source of this 3684-nucleotide messenger RNA. It is a transcript of the gene LRATD1, whose product is annotated as LRAT domain containing 1. Lineage: Eukaryota; Metazoa; Chordata; Aves; Passeriformes; Fringillidae. Bases 163 to 1017 code for a protein of 284 amino acids. The transcript has 2 exons. The record is from RefSeq and is a predicted model, not a curated record.
GCGGCGCGGGCGGAGGAGGCGGGCGGCGGCUGUGGCGAGCACGGGUGGCGCUUCCUCUGCGGCGCCCAUGGGGACAGGACGACUUUAAAGGAGUUUGGGGGGGUUCUGGCGCUGGGCGACCACGGAUCCGGCGAUUUCUGCCCUCGCCUCGCCCUGUCAUUGAUGGGAAAUCAACUGGAUCGCAUCACCCACCUGAAUUACAGCGAACUGCCGACCGGGGACCCCUCGGGGAUCGAGAAGGACGAGCUGCGCGUCGGGGUGGCUUACUUCUUUUCGGAUGAGGAGGAGGACCUGGACGAGCGAGGCCAGCCAGACAAGUACGGCGUGAAGGGCUCCGGCAGCCCCGGGCAGGAGACGCCCACCCACCACCUCCACCACCAGCUGGUGCUGAACGAGACUCAGUUCUCCGCUUUCCGCGGCCAGGAAUGCAUCUUCUCCAAGGUCAGCAGCGGCCCCCAGGCUGGGGACCUCAGCGUCUACUCGGUGUCAGCCCUGCCAGCCCUCUGCAAGCCGGGGGACCUGCUGGAGCUGCUCUACCUGGGGCCGUCGGAGCACCCGCCGCCGCACUGGGCCGUGUACGUGGGCGGCGGGCAGAUCAUCCACCUGCACCAGGGGCAGAUCCGCCAGGACAGCUUGUACGAGGCGGCCGCGGGCAACGUGGGCCGGGUGGUGAAUAGCUGGUACCGCUUCCGCCCGCUGGUGGCGGAGCUGGUGGUGCAGAACGCCUGCGGGCACCUGGGCUUAAAAAGCGACGAGAUCUGCUGGACUAACUCCGAGAGCUUCGCCGCCUGGUGCCGCUUCGGGAAACGGGAGUUCAAAGCCGGGGGGGAGCUCCAGGCGGCUGCUGGCACCCAGCACCAGCAGCAGUACUAUCUCAAAAUCCACUUGGCAGAGAACAAGGUGCAUACGGUGAGGUUCCACAGCCUGGAGGAUCUAAUACGCGAGAAGCGCAGGAUCGAUGCCAGUGGCAAACUGAGGGUGAUCAAGGACCUGGCUAUAGUGGAUGGGAAAGAAUAGGGAGGAGCAGGAGUACGUGGCUAUCUUCCUUCUGCCCUGCCCGGGGAGACCAGCCUGCCGUAGAGUCAGGAGGCUGCACCCUCCUUCCGUGGGACGCGACUGGAAGCAGGAUCCAUGGCAACAUUCCAAAAAAAAACCAGCAUUCUUUACACCCAUAGCCAGUAUUUUGUUUGGCUUUUAAUAGCAUUAAUGCUGAAAGAGCGAGAGGAAGAAAAGAGGGGGGAGGUGCAGGAAGGCUGUUCUCAGAGUAUGUGGACAAAGUCUCUCCUGUCAAUCGAUGUUGACCAUUCUAGCAACAUGCCAAUAAAAUUUCAAAUUGAAAUUUCUUUUUAAAUUUUUAUUUCAUGGCUUUAAUCCAUGAUAAGUUUUAAGCAUCUGGGACUGUGGAUGUGGAUGUAGCUAAAUGAGAUUUUUAGCUAAUAUUUGCCUUGUGGCCAGCCAAAAGCAUCAGUCAUAGUUUUCUAACUGGGAGACAAAGGGGGUGUUGGGGUGGAGGGUAAAUGCCCGUUUGUUUUGUUUCUGCACACUGCUGCUUCAGCCUGUAGCUGCAACCCAAAUUUUGUCCCAACCAACUGUGGCAAGCUAUUUACUAGGAAAAAAUACUUUCAGAUUUCCGCUUGAAAUCUAUCACAUUUUAAAUAUUUGCCAUUGCUUUCUGUUUGCAGCUCUCUGCUAAAUAUCAUCAUAAUGCAUGAGCUCUUUCCAGCUCUUCCCUCCUCCCACCCUCCCUGCCUUUUUCUUUUUUGUUAAUAAAAAAAAAAAGUUAGUGAGCAGCUGUUUUCCUAAAACUAAAUUCAGUGGUUAAAAGGAAGUGGUGUAUUUUGGAGAACAGUAUAGUCAGAGAUCCAGCCACUGGGAUUUCAUGCUUGAGCUGUGGAUUUUGUACCACUGCUUCGAUAUCUCUUCAUACACAGGUCAAUAGAAUCCUGCAAGAAACAAUUUUGAAUUCUGCAUGUUGCCUCUUUGGAACAGCAAUUUAUUGUAUUUACAAUUCCACUUAAAGAAAUAGAUGUAAUGUGGCCAAGUUCAUCUUGCAUUUCAAAUUCCCAGCAACUAAAAAUCUUGUUCAGUGUAAGUUUAGAAAGCCACAGCAGCAUUUAAAAGAUGCCUUUUAAUGUGAUGUGAGCAAUGCCUUGUCUGUAUUUCAGAUCCUGUUCACUCAUUGCUUAAUUCUAAGUUUUGAAGUGAAAGAUCAGAGGAUUAAAUAUAUUUUUUAAAAAUCUAAACAAGUAUACUGGGGCAUUUCUUUUUAUUAUUCUGAGCUGCAUACAACUUGUAAUUUUGUCUUUGCAUGUUUCAGUGCUGGAAAGAAAAUGCAUUUGGUUUUGUUCUCUCUUCCCACAUCAAUGUCAGAUGACAGAAGUAAUAGCCCUCUUUUGUAUAUAUAUGAUACACUCCACCCCUUAUCAAUGUACUGUGUCCCAACUUUUUUUUUUUUUUUUUAAUUAAACAAUGUCAUAAGCAACCUUGUUGCAACAGUAAUUUCAUUUCUACAAAACAUUUUCCUACUGUAGCUGAAGAUGCGAGGGUGGAGUGUACUUCAUUAUAAUAAAAGUGUUAGCAUAAGUAUCUUUAGAAAAAGGAAACAAAAACCUGUACCCCCAAAACUGCGCCUCUUCAGUGAAGGUCAUAUAAUUGGCUUUGUCCUUGCUAACACAUGUGGCAAAAUUAUGUGGUAAUGGGCAGUGUUACUUUUAUCACUUCCCUAAACUACCUUGCUUAAUACAAUAUAGGGUAAAAAUGCAAAUUGUAGUUACUGUCAAAUACUGUUUAAAUAGCCUCAAACCACAUCAUACUUUUUAAUAAAUGUGUAAUAUUUUAGCUUUAUGAAGGCAGUAGUGGCUGUCUGAUGAUAACUUUUCCCUUAACAUGAACAGAAGCUUCUACCUAGCAUUUGUGUAUCUUAUUGUUGUACAUUAGAUUGCUUAAAUCCUCUGUUAGAACUGAUUUCCCUGUACCACUUGGUGGGAGCUCUGUGGGGUUGCAGAAGGGCAUUGGCUUUACAACAAGGCACUUACAAAACAUUAAAAACUGAUAGGAAAAGGAAAGGUGGGCAAAAGCAAUUAAUUUGAUUUUUCCCUUAUAAAAAAUAUGCAUUAGAGACCUGAGGUUGCAAAAGGCAGGGAGAAUUAAAUGAAGAGGGAAUGAGUACCAGAAUGUUUAUGAAUGAAAAAGAAUAACAUAGAGUUAUAGUGUUAUUUUUUUGAUUUCUGGAAUGCUUUUUUUUCAAAUUGCUGUUCGAUUAAUGGGAUUAGACAGAGGUUACUUGGAAGAUCAGAAUUUUAUGUCCUCACUAGUGAGAAUUAAAAACAUUCUAAAUUUAAACUUUUCGCUGUGCUUUCUGAACUCUCUUUCACUCUAAACCCCAUUUUAAUGGAGGAUUUUUUUGCAAUGAUUUAGUAACCUGGUUCAUAAACAUGAUGAUUUUCCUUGUCUUACCCAGCUAAAUGUAGAAUGAUAUUUCUUAGUAUAUAAAAGAAAUUAUAGGAGUGAGUGAAACCUUAUUUGUUCAAUAAUAACAAUGCUCUGUGAGAGACCUUUGGCAUCUCUCUGAAUUUGUACAAAUAAAGGUAAAACAAUGUAAGGCCUUAGUACUUUGCAUAAGGACUGGAGAAAAUAUACUGGAAAUAGUAAGAGCUGGUAUUGACCAAGGAUAUAGUAUUGCCA